Spirometra erinaceieuropaei is the source of this 6920-nucleotide messenger RNA. NCBI's taxonomy places the organism in Eukaryota, Metazoa, Platyhelminthes, Cestoda, Diphyllobothriidea, Diphyllobothriidae. The record is from the annotation of a GenBank genome assembly.
AUGGACUUUCAGUCAGCGUCAAUCUUGGAUAUAGAGAAGGAAUUUACGAUCGGCUUUGCGAUCGCGGUCUUUAAGGAUAUAAACCAGGUCGCCCGACUCCUGAGAAUAAUUUAUCGACCACAAAAUUUCUACGUCUUCCAUGUGGACCGUAAAUCCAGCGACGAGUUCUAUCAGGCCGUCGUGGAGGUGCAAAAGUGUUUUGGUGAAAAUGUUCACGUCGUGCCACGAGAAGAGAGUGUGAACGUGCUUUGGUUCACCUUUACCGUCCUUGAGCUGGAAUUAAUUUCAGCGAGAAAACUGCUGCAAAUGGGACGAUGGAAGUAUUUCAUCAACCUGACGGGUCAAGAAUUGCCGCUGAGAACUAAUUUGGAGCUGGUAUUGGCUCUGAGGGCCCUAAAUGGUUCGAAUUUGGUCGAGGGAACUAUCAGGCAUCGCAAUCAAAGGCGAGUACCAAAGGUCGAAUUGUCUUUUCCGGUAGGUCAAGGGCACUUUUAUGAUUCCGCCUGUGUAACGUCUUUUACAGUUCACGCGCUGUGUUUUGGCGUCUUUAAAUAGUUACAUGUCUAAUUCUUCCUCUACAAAAUGUGAACAACCAUACAGCCCUUAGAGUAAUAUAUCUGCAUGGUGCACCUUUCAGAUAAGUAUAUUCUCUUCAAUAACUAAACUUGAAGAAAAGUUAAUUGCCUGCCUGAAUGUGUCUGGAGAUGCCUGUUAAGGUAAUAGGGCCCAAAAUCGUCCUUUCUGGGCUGCAUAUCUGCCACUGGUCCUCAACUUGCACAUACUUUGCACAGUAGAUGCUAACACACAUUUCAAUACACCUUCCCGAGAGACAUUUCUCACGCGAGCCCGUGGCUCUACAAAGGUGACGCCUACCGUAAAUGAAGAAUUCCAACUGACCGGUACAAUACGAUCGAUAGCGAGGUUCAGUGGUCUGGCAGCGAGUUCUGCAACUAGAUUUGAAUUCCGAACGACACAACCAAGCCCCGGAUUCGUAGUGCGACCGCGAAAGCCUAUAACGGACCCUGCUACUGGAUGCAACCCUUUACAGACGAGGGACUAGAAAUGUCUUAGGAACGAGGCUUGCAUACUCCAAAAUUUCGCUCUCGCGAGUUUUAUGAUCGUAGCUUAUAUCCUACACCAAUGGGCACAUAAAGGCCAGUUAAACGUAGUCAGCAGCUAUUUCAAGAUAAUGUCCAUUUCUAAACCGUUGAAAAAUAGAAAAAGGAAAGCAAGAUUUCGGCAUUUCUCCUGGUAUUAGGACAGCCUUUUUCAGAACCAAUGUCUAAAUUGCUCCCACAAAACAGUAUUCUCACAAGUCUGACAGCGCUCCAGAUCAUAGCUGACGAACUAAAAACGCCUGAACGAAAUGGCAGAACAUUUAGCUUAUAGGCUAGCUGAACCGGACUUAACAUCUGGGCUUUUUGGCUUGGGUUUAAGGAAUUCAUGGCUAAAACUAUGCCGCCGUGCAUGACGUUGGAAUCUUUGAAGAUGGGAGGGCGAAAUAACAACUCGAAACGUCAGACCUCCCAUAAAAGUGUUCCGAUGAACGCCAUUUCUCCGUCUUACUACGGCGAAAUUAGAAGCGGGGAUACUUGUUUCGUCACCUCUGUCAGUAUAACAUGUCGAAAAUGUUCUCGUCCAUAAAGAAAACUAUUUGGAGGACAAAAGUAUUUAAAUUCAAUUCACUAAAUUAUUUUGGACGUCUUAUCAGAUCAAGCCCACGUAGCUUACCCUGUUAUACAUUAAAACAACAUUUCACAUGAUUCAUAUUCAAAAACCUUGCUUUCAUAACCAUAAGUACAUUAUAUGCCAUUACUUUACGCACAGUUGGUACACAAACAAGCCAUUGACUACUCUCCAUGACCCUGAAUGAACUCAAAUUUACUUUCCAAGACGAAUGUACAAUCGGUCGUCAGCGUGUUCGGUAAGGCCUAGCAAUUUAAUCAGUCCAUCAACUUCAUUAUGAAACAAUAAAUAAAUAUACUGAGAAACUUUUGGCCCUCAGAGAUAACAUGAAUCAUUGGGGUGGUCGCUCUGUUUUUUUCAUGCUAGUUUAUAAUUUAAGGAGCAAAAGACAGUGCGCCACUUGGCUGAUACUGUCGCCGUUUAGAAAACGGGCCAACUUCAUGAGCAUCAAGGUCAUAUUACCUCGUUUCUUUGUAUAUUUCGUGUUAACUACUGACCCGAUACUGACGCAUGCCGAGGCAGAGAGAUCCAGAUCUUGCCGCAACUCGUUUUCGGUUCUAGAAUCUCAAAAUGAAGAAGUAAAAUAUUUAGAAAUGGCGUUUAAUGACAGAACCCGAUUUUGCAGUGGAAUGCAGGAUUUUCGCUUGGAGUUUGGGACUCCGACCUUGAACCCUGGCAGACGGUCGCGGCGGGACAUGCGAAUAGCAAGCCACCGUAGCGCAUUUGACCUUGGGUUAAUUUUGAGGAGAUUAAUGUUGAGAUUAAGAUGAAGGUUGAGUUUAAGUUCGGGGGUGCGAUUAGAGUUGACGUUUAGGCUGCGGUUAGUAGUAGGGUUAAGAUACGUGUAUAGGUAUCCUUUCUGAAAAUUGGCGCAAGGACACCUACAUUACCGAGAGGAGUUCCUAAUCCCAUGUCACAAUGACAGCCGUGUAGCAUCAGAUGAUCAGUAAUGCAAAAGUAUCGCCAAUGAUGUAAGCAAAGACUAAUAUAUUGACCCAUGUUUUUUGCCUAAAGCUAACUAUGCCUCCAUGCCAGCUUCGCAAGUGCUUGGGGGUGGAUCUGGAUUCAGGCUCGACGUUUAGUAAGGUACGAUCUAAAAUAUUGAACAGCCCACUAGAAUGGCUCUCGCUGGGUUGUUUCGAUAGAGGCCGGCGCACAGAAGUUGCCUGCAGUCAUAUCGUCACACACAACACACAGGACAAAAUACACAACGGUGAGAAUGGCAGUCACUGGUAGUCAAUUUCUGGACUUUCCAUCGUUAAUGAGUCUUGGAUGCCCCGAAAGGUAGCUUCUGCUGACACUGACAUCCACGGGAAAUUGUAUGUUUUAUCAUUACUUCACAGGUACUUUCAAAUGACUGUCUGAACUGAGGGGAAGUGGAUGAACUUGCCAAAGACUGACGGUCUGUCUUCACAUCAAGAAAGAGAAUACUUCUGGCAGCUAUUGAACGCUUUGCGAUGCGCCGAAUCAGAGAGGAAUUUUUGAUGCCGGGAAAAAAUAUGGCCAAGAGGGCAUAAAUUAUUCGUGGCCGAAAUGUUUAUGAUCAAAAAGGAGGCCUUACCACCUAAUUUGGCCAUAGUCAGAAUUUUGCAAGUUGCCGCUGGCGUUGUCUGUCAAGUUGAUUUGAAAUCUAAUGGAGCUCAUAAUCCAGUCAUGCGUUAGAUCUGUUAGCACAUGCAGUGUCUGUUGCCAGAGGCAGGGGUAAGCUCUUAAGAGAGUUUGAAGAUGUCAUAAAUCCCAAAAUGGAGAUGUUUCGAGGUCUCUUUUUAGUCCAUUCCCGCAAGAAAAACCACGAUAGGUGACGUAUUGCAUGAAUCGUUAAGACAAAUACUGAGAUGCGUAUUUGAUUAAAAAGUGGGUUUGCGGCAUGAACCAUCAUUCAGCUAAUUCGCAAGAAAUUUCAACCAUUCUAGAAUGCUGGCCUUGAAAGCGCUGCCUUUAGAUCGCUUGGAAAAAUAAAAACUCAGUAAAAAGACCUAGUAAAAGGAUGUGAUUUUUUCCUCAUAAAUUCAAGUGUAUGAUUUAGAAAGCAUGAGCAGACGUUAUACUCAAGGACAGGUUACCGUUUAUUUAUAAAAUUUCUGUUUUAAAUUCCGGAAUAGAUUUGAAGUUAAUCUGCGGUUGCAGUUUUGUUUUGCGUCUAUAGUACACGUUCAAAUAAAACCAUAUAUCCAUCUUUCACGGUUAGAAAACCUUUUAAAACAAAGAAGCAUAUUCUUCUGUAGGGUCUCUAUAAACAUGUUACAAAAUGAGCGGAAAAUAAAGGCAGAAGUUCAUAUCACCUAAAUAGCCAUUACUAUCGAGUGCGCUUUGUACACGGUGAAAGGAGACGCGUCCAAAAGCCGGCAUUCUCCUGUGACUGAAGUAUCUUGGAGUUAUGCUGCAUGCUAGUAAAUAUCACAGUUUUCCUAGUUGAAAAAACAUUCCAGAACUUCGGUUGACUUUCCAUGCUCUAAGCCACUUACUACAGGUCUGCAUUACUUUUUACGUCUAGGGAACGGAAUGAUCGGCGAGUGGUCGUCGACCAAUCACUGCCGAGAGGGCAUCGAGCCUGUAGCUCACCGAUUAGAGCGCCGGCACUACUAACGUCUAAUAAGCAAAGAACACAGAUUUGAACUUCUGGUUUCCCAAGUCACACCUGACUGCCGACAGCCUCGCUUGUCUUUGUCGGUAGCCCAUCAUCUGCGUAAUGAGGGCAUCUUAAUCAUCCCAAAAUUAAGUCAAAUCGCAGUCUGAUGAAGAGGCCGAAAAACACCAAAAGAAGGGGUUUAUGCUCUUUUAGAGGUUCGCUGGCUUGCGGGCACGUUUCUCCACAAGCGUGAUGUCGACCUGAACAACUGUGCCAUCAUGACACCUGGUCAGCGGGAGCUUGAUAAUUUAAUGAGAUUACACCCAGAUAUUUGAACGCCACGGGAAGCACGUGAAUUGUACUGUGACUUGCCUGCCUGGGAGGGGCAGAUGACGUAUGUGCACACUAGAUAUCCAAGGUUGUUAAUUUCGACUAAUGCGCCGAGUGGAGACUUCACAGCAGCAGCAGACUCUGUUUUCAGCAGUGGUUGAUGCGCCACGAAAACGCUGAUUUAUUGCCUGAACUGCGGAGGCAGUUUUUGGCGCGCGAUUAGAAUCAUUAGGUGGUACUGUGAAACAUGCUGAAAGCCUCUCUGACAGUUAACUGAUUUACUUCAAUAUUCUUACAGUUCCUGCUAGUAAGAAGAGAAAAAAAUGGUUGAUACGCGCCUUUCUUUUGAGCGUCUAUGAGGCCAAUGAAAGGCUUCGGAACAAAGGGCAAAAAGCUAAGUCAGGUAUGAGCCCUGAAUGACUUUCAUUUCGGCCGACCCUCGUUGAACACACUAUCCACAGCGGUCGUGUUUUUGAACGUAUUAACCUGCGUCACCAACAGAAACCCUUGUUUCUUCACCGUGACUAAAUCAUUGGUAGUUGCCAGCUAGUAAUGCAAAGCUGUUGAUGAUAUUUCGGGGUAUUGGUGGUCCAUAAAGUGCGUGCUGUCCACUUUUCUGAUAGCCUAUUUGCUUGAUUGUGGUGACUAAGACUCAUCGGUCGGAUCUCAUUUUGUAGCCGAACCUGCUGUACACAAGCCCCAGCUUGACCCUUAACCCUAGAUCCUAACUCCUAGCCCCUAGCCCCUAACCCCAACCCCUAACCCCAUCCCCUAACCCCAUCCCCUAACCCCAUCCCCCAUCCCCUAACCCCAACUCCUAACCCUAACCCCUAACAGGCACGACUACGAAAUGAGAUCUUGCCGAGUCAUUACGUCUGCCCUAGCCAGAGUGCCGCUUUGCUUUCUUCUAGACUGGGGUUUAUGCUGUGACUGUUCACUCUUAAUUCGGUCGUCUUGCCAAACUCCACUGUCGGGGGCUCAUUGAAGUUAAAGUCUGUUUCGUGCUUGCCCAGUGGCCAACAAGUGUCGCUCAAGUCUCCUUCAAUAUAAGUGGAUACAUGUACAAGUCAAAACUGCCUCUAUAGACAGCUAAGGUCCUGGUCGAUUACCGUGGAACAACAGCUACGAAUAAAAAUCAAAAAUUGAUAAAGCAUAGUUUACUUGACACCCAGGAUUCUAAUGCAGGCCAUAAUCUCUGAAAGGUUGAAAGUUAUACAACGUCGACUCGUUAUAUUCACAAAUGUCCUGACACAGUCGCGGGGCUGGAAAUACUGAGGGGGCUUAAACUCAGUAGUAAACGGAUCUUUUACUUUAUAAACGUAAUUUUCUUACACUCCUCUUCCCUGAUUCGACUUUAGAACUUAGGAAUCAAUGGCCAGUGACAGACAGCAGAGCACUCCAUAAACUCAUUUUGAUUUUCCGCAUUGAGAGAUCGUCGUCGUUACAUCACUGGUAGUUUUUGUACUACACAGUGCGUAAGUAAUUUUUAUCGGUGCGUGCCGCUUAAGCAAGUAGACGGAACUCUACUUUCUUAUUACCCAUGGAAUGGCUAAAGGGACAUCAAAUAACCUCUUUGACACGUUCAUCUGGGAAUCGUUGUGUCAGAAAAUAAAAGUUUCAAUUGACAGAAGCUGAUAAUCAUAUUUUCCUCCGCUAUAUUCGGCUAUAUCUGCCUAUGACAGUUACACCAUAUAUGUUUGAUCCCUAUUUUCCAAUUAUUUUUCAUUAAAAUAAUUAUUACUUAUAAACCUGCAUUCUACUGUCGAUGCUCAGGACGGCAGGGACAUGACUCCAGCGUAACUUUCCCUUGAUUAUAAAUUCACUUGUGUUUAAUUGUCGACAGGUUACGUGGGUUAAAGGGGGAGUACAUGCAGCGCUGAAGAGGGAGUUUGUGGAAUUCAUGCUUUAUGAUUCGAAGGCCACUGAAAUUAGAAAAGCCCUCGAAACUCACGCCUACUACAAAUGUCCGGACGAGCAGUUCUUUGCUACGCUCGUCUACAAUCCCCAGCUCGGCGCGCCUGGAGCCUGCUUACGUGUUCAUGAGCCGGAUGACGAGGGCGUGGACGAAAGCCGCCUUCACCAUCUCAUCCGCUACAAGAAGUGGUUCGGUAAGAACUGUCCCACGAAAACUCGACGUGGGAUUUGUAUCCUCGGAUCCAUGAGCCUUUCAAGUUUGGAGACGGCGCAGGAGCUUGUUGCGAACAAAUUUCACGAGGACUAUUAUCCCGAGGCUUACGAUUGUCUAGAACUCCAUCUCUUGCAACGAACGUACAAUCCACAACCAUUCGAUACAACACCCUAUGCCCGACUGUACUGCUCGCAGGAGCACUUGUGA